GCCAAUCCGGUUGGUGCCUCACACACCAUUUACGAGAACCUCCGAGUGGACUUACCAGGAAGUCAAAUAAUGUGCAUUAUUAUGGAUCCAGUAGAUAUUACAGCGAGACUUUGGGACACAAAAAUGGACCUUUAAACUAUGAAAAAAGAAGCUCCUCGAUGAAAACAGAGUCUGAUUGCAAAGGCUUCUUCAUUCUUAUCAGUCAGAUCAACUGUUCUCCAGAACUUUUGCCGCAGCUCGGUGGAGAUGGAGAUUGGCAGGCAGGUCAUCGAGAAGUUGCAGAGAAAGAAGAAGAUGCAGCCCACUACGCCACCCAUUUUGCAGGGUCUUGAGGUCCAUUUUUACCUGCCAGACGCCCGCCAGAUCAUUCACCUCAGUGGCCGCCAUUCAGCGGAGGAGCUGUGCAUCGAGGCUUCCAAGAAACUGAGUUUGUCUCCGCUGUGCAGCACACUGUUCGCACUCUAUGAUGAGCAGAGCGGCACCUGGUAUCCUCCUAAUCACAUCUUUGUCAUUGACGAUGCGACGAGACUGAGGCUGCAUUUUCGUAUGAGGUUCUACUUCAUUAACUGGCAUGGUACUGAUAAGGAUUCUCCGGCUAUACUGCGACAUUCUCUCAAACGGACGGGCAACCAAGGCACGGCUCUUCUGGACAUGCCCUCUUUGAACUACCUCUAUGCACAGAGCCAGUAUGACUUUCACAAUGGCCUAGCCCCUCUGAGAAGCCCUCAGUCAGAGGAAGACGCCCAGCAGAUAGAGAACGAGUGUUUGGGCAUGGCUGUGAUGGCUAUCUCCCACGAGGCCAUGGGCAAUCACCUGCCCACACGGGAACUAACCAAGAGAUUCAAGUACAAGAACUACAUCCCUGCCAGUUUGAACCAGGUCAUCUCUCAGAGGAACAUCCUCACUCGUCUGCGCAUCGCCAACGUCUUCAAAGCGUUUCUGGAAGAGUUCAACGACAAAACCGUCAAGAGCAGUAGUGUCAACAAUUCCGACUUAAAGAUCAAGUACAUUUCCACUUUAGAGACCCUCACCAUGAAUUUUGGCUGCGAAAUGUUUGAGCCCUUGUCGCUAAGCAUUCAUGAGAACGAGGACAUGGCCUCAGGAGAUGAGGACCAAACCGGGCAUCGUGUGCUGGUGUCUGGAACGUGUGGCAUAAAGUGGCAGAAAGUUCCAGCUGAGACCUGCCCGGGCCUGUUUACCAACCAAUGGAGGAAGAAAUCAAGUAAAAGAAAAAGACGGCAGAGUCUGGAGAGCAAUGGCCCGAAACACCCCAGCAAAGACGAUGGCUGGACAAUCUUCUCUGAUUUUCAUGAGAUCACGUACAUCGUCAUCAGAGACUCUGCAGUCACGGUUUACAAGCAAGACAACAAAAGGAUGGAGCUGCGUCUGGCUAGUCGUGAGGAGGCCUUGUCCUUUGUCAGUCUGGUAGACGGAUACUUCAGGCUCACGGUAGAUGCGCAUCACUUCCUGUGCACAGACGUGGCCCCUGACGCUGUGCAGACAAACCUGAACGAAGGAUGUCACGGGCCAAUCAGCACUGAAUACGCCAUCCAUAAGUUGAAACAGGAGGGCAAUGAGGAGGGCAUGUACAUCCUCCGCUGGAGCUGCGCAGACUACGACCACGUUCUGCUCACCGUCGUCUGCAGUGAGAGGGACAUCUCUGGGGUGACUGGUAAAACCGUCAAGAACUUCCAGAUCCAGAAACUGGAGGACGGUUACUGUCUCUGCGGGACCAACAUCGAGAAGCCCACUCUGAGGGAGCUGACUGAUCAGCUGUCUGGACACUGUCUGAGUACAGACAGCACCAGACUGAAGCUGGGCAGAGGCUGCCCGCCCCAACCCAGAGAGGCUUCCAAUCUGCUGUUGGUGACACGGCCAGACACAGCUGCCCUGCCCUCUCUCAGCCAGCUCGUUUUCCACAGGAUUAACAAGGAGGACAUCAUUCAGGAGACGCACUUGGGCAGUGGAACCCGCACCAACAUUUACUCAGGCAAGCUGAAGGUGCGAAGUGAUGAUGAUGAAGGCCUGCCAAGCCAAAACAAUGAGGAGGUGAAGGUGGUGCUGAAGGUGCUGAGUGCAGGACACAGGGACAUUUCGGCCUUCCUGGAAACCGUGAGCUUGAUGCGUCAGAUCUCACACAAACACAUUGCUCUCCUCUAUGGAAUCUGUAUGCACAGCAUGGACAUUAUCAUGGUAGAGGAGUUCGUGCAGCAUGGUCCUCUGGAUCUGUUCAUGCGGGCUCAUCACUCCGUUCUCACUCCAUCUUGGAAGUUCCAGGUUGCCGAGCAGCUCGCAAGUGUCCUCAGUUACCUGGAGGAUAAGAAGCUCGUCCAUGGCUUUGUGUGCACAAAGAACAUUCUGUUGGCCAAGGAUGGUCUGGAUGGACAGGCGGCACCAUUCAUAAAGCUCAGCGACCCAGGCGUGCCCAUCACCGUGCUCAGCAGAGAAGAAUGCAUCGACAGGAUUCCUUGGAUUGCACCAGAAUGUGUGAAGAACCCUAAAAUGCUGAGCAUCGCGGUGGAUAAGUGGGGAUUUGGGACGACACUGUGGGAAAUCUGCUACAACGGGGAAGUGCCGCUGAGGGACAAGAAACGCACUGAGAAGGAGCGGUUCUACGAGGCUGAAAGUGCGCUGGUGAUUCCACACAGCAGCGAGCUGGCUGACCUGAUCACUCAGUGCAUGAACUAUGAUCCCAGGAAGAGACCCUUCUUCAGAGCCAUAGUGAGAGAACUGGACCGCAUCAAGGAGCAGAACCCGGCCAUGGUGUCAGGAGUCGUUCCGCUGCAGGAGAUCGACCCCACACUGUUCGAGAGCAGAUUUCUCAGGAAAAUACGGGACCUUGGAGAGGGUCAUUAUGGGAAGGUGGAGUUGUGCAUGUAUGACCCUCAUGGCGACCAGACGGGCCAGUUGGUGGCUGUGAAGUCUCUGAAGUCGGAGAGCGAAGGUCCAGAGAGCAGCAACCUGAGGAGAGAGAUCAACACCAUGAGAGAGCUCUACCACCAAAACAUUGUCAAGUAUAAAGGCAUCUGCAAUGAGGAGGGUGGAAUGACUAUCAAGCUGAUUAUGGAGUAUCUGCCUGCUGGCAGCUUGAAGGAAUAUCUGCCCAGGAACAAAGCUCAGACCAGCCAGCACAGGCUGCUUCUUUAUGCUGUUCAGAUAUGCCAGGGAAUGGACUACCUGGGCAGUCAGAACUACAUCCACAGGGACCUGGCAGCACGGAAUGUUCUGGUGGAGAAUGAGACUCUGGUGAAGAUUGGAGACUUUGGCCUGACCAAAAGCAUCGAGAACAAUGCGGACUAUUACACAGUGAAGGAAGAGCAGGACAGUCCUGUGUACUGGUACGCCCCAGAGUGUCUGAUCCACCGAAAGUUCUACAAAGCCUCAGACGUCUGGUCAUUUGGGGUCACACUUUAUGAGCUCAUGACCUACUGUGACCGCAAGAGCAGCCCACCGGAGAUGUUCCAGAACAUGAUUGGUCGUUCACACGGACAGAUGACCAUGGCACGGUUAGUGAAGGCUCUGGAGGACGGCUGGAGGUUGUCAUGUCCAGCAUCCUGCCCAGAUAUGGUGUACAUCCAAAUGCGCAGGUGUUGGGCCCAUGCCCCGGAGGACAGAGUGGACUUCAAAGGCCUGAUCGAGGUGUUUGAGCGUCUGUUGUCCACAGAAGAACCCAGUUUAAUGCGCAGCUGUUGAAGCUUUCAACACUGACGUUGCUACAAAGUACCACAUUUAGCAGAUUUUAUCCUCUGAUACUGGAAAAAAUGACAAAAUGACAUAAGUAAAACUUAACCUUAAAUCUAGUCAUUGUUUUUCCCAUUUUGAGAUUGUUUUAAGAAUAUUAAGAUUAAUCAGCUGGUUUCUAGUUCUGAAGUCAUUUUAUCCAGUGAAAUUCUGCAAUAAUACAAGCAAAAUGUUAAACUUCUUAUAUUCUUACAGCUCAAAGCGAGAAAUUAUUACAAGGAGAUUUAGGAUGUUUUCACUUGGCAGCCAAGCACUAAAAGGUCUAAGUAGAAAGGAAAUCAGAUUAAAUUUUAUAUUUUAAUAGAUUUUGACUUUAUUAGUGCACUAAUCAGGAGCCUUUUACACAC
Messenger RNA from Colossoma macropomum (tambaqui), 4088 nucleotides. Its product is annotated as tyrosine-protein kinase JAK1-like. NCBI's taxonomy places the organism in Eukaryota, Metazoa, Chordata, Actinopteri, Characiformes, Serrasalmidae. Gene Ontology annotation, biological process: hemopoiesis; cell differentiation; cell surface receptor signaling pathway via JAK-STAT. The record is from RefSeq and is a predicted model, not a curated record. Gene Ontology annotation, molecular function: cytokine receptor binding; non-membrane spanning protein tyrosine kinase activity; ATP binding. The coding region runs from base 247 to 3693 and encodes 1148 amino acids. Gene Ontology annotation, cellular component: membrane; cytoskeleton; cytosol. The transcript has 24 exons.